Stylonychia lemnae is the source of this 657-nucleotide messenger RNA. NCBI's taxonomy places the organism in Eukaryota, Ciliophora, Spirotrichea, Sporadotrichida, Oxytrichidae. The record is from the annotation of a GenBank genome assembly.
AUGGAAAGCAAAGUUGUACUUGUCUACUGGGGUGGUCUUAGAGGAGCUGCCUAAAUUCCUAGAUUGGCUCUUGAAUAUGCUGGAGUAUCUUACGAUCAAAGCCUAUAUACAAACGAUGAAGACUGGUUCAAGAGAGACAAACCAACACUUCCAAUGGUUUUACCAAAUUUACCAUAUCUUAAGGAUGGAGAUCUCCUUAUAAGUGAACAUGAUGCCAUCCUAAGAUAUGUUGCUCGUAAGUACAAGCCAGAGCUAUCGGGAAAAACUAUUGAGGACUUUGCUCUUGUUGAAAAUUACCUUUGCUUCUGGACAAAGAUCUAUAUUGAGGCAGUAAAUCUUUGCUACACCCCCGAUGUUACUGAAGAGAGAAGAGUUGAAUUCUUCAAAAAGCAUGAGGAAAAAUUCUAAAGAUUAGACAAAGCACUUGAAGGCAAAGAUCACUUUGUAGGUGAUUACACUACCAAUGCUGAUCUCUAUUUCUAUCACAUUGCCUCAGUCUUGAUGUGCAUUCACAAAGAUACUGUCGAAAAGUACUAGAAUCUAGUCAACCUCUUCUGGAGCUUGGACAAGCAUGAAUGGCUUCAGAAUUUCUAGAAAAGUGAUAGAUGGAUUCAUCAACUUAACGGAGAUGAAGCCUCAAUCAACAACAAGCAAUGA